AUGUUCUCGGACCCAUCUACGGAUGUUGCUAGGGAGGAAAUGUUUCACGGCGAUGAGGAAGAAGGUUUGGCGAAAACUAGACAUCAUGAUCUUAGGAAAAUGGAUACAAUUGUGAACCACCACUCACCGCAGAUUAUCUGGAAAACGCGUAUGGAGGUCAUGAAACAAACAGAACAUUCGAAGUACGGAUAUCAUCCGCAUACUCGACGGUAUUACCAAGGGCAGAUAUUACCUUUUUGGGGAAAUAAAACCUUUGUAAGCAGUGGUAACUCAAAAACACCAGGAGAGCUGCCUACUGACUGUGGAACCCUUUCAUCAGCAGCGGUGGACUUGGUGAAGAGGCUGCUGACCGCAGAUCCAAUGAGGCGUCUCCGCUCCCUCCUCACCCUCCAAACUCUCCCAUUCUUCAUGGGAUUUGAUUUAUCGAAAGUCAAAAUGAAAAAGGUAAUCUAA
Molecule: messenger RNA, 453 nt
Organism: Nezara viridula (southern green stink bug)
Lineage: Eukaryota; Metazoa; Arthropoda; Insecta; Hemiptera; Pentatomidae
Source: the annotation of a GenBank genome assembly